Messenger RNA from Spinacia oleracea (spinach), 1933 nucleotides. Its product is annotated as protein NRT1/ PTR FAMILY 5.4. The record is from RefSeq and is a predicted model, not a curated record. Gene Ontology annotation, molecular function: transmembrane transporter activity. Gene Ontology annotation, cellular component: membrane. The transcript has 5 exons. Lineage: Eukaryota; Viridiplantae; Streptophyta; Magnoliopsida; Caryophyllales; Amaranthaceae. The coding region runs from base 185 to 1816 and encodes 543 amino acids. Gene Ontology annotation, biological process: transmembrane transport.
AAAACACAGAGUAAUCUUCCCCAACCACCCCUCCUCAGCAUAUAACCUGAUAUAUAGACAAAAUACAACCCCCUAUUUAUUUAUUUACGUGUCCCAUUUCCAAACUCCAAACUUUCAAGAAUAAAUUCUUAUUCAUCUUAGACAUAAGUUCCUCUUAAAUUUCAAGAAAAUAAAAUAAAAUAAAAUGGAUGAUCAUGAUCAACUACAGCCAAUUAAAGGAGGAUGGAAAUCUGCCAUCUUCAUCAUCUUUGUGGAAAUGGCGGAAAGAUUUGCGUAUUAUGGAAUAGCAGGGAACUUAAUGGUGUACUUAAAUAGAGUGAUGGAAGAACCCACUGCAAGUGCAGCUAAGUAUGUGAAUUCAUGGAAUGGUGUAUCAUCACUUGCUCUUUUUAUCGGCGCUUUCUUCGCUGAUUCUUAUCUUGGUCGCUUCAAGACUACUCUCGUUUCUUCCUCCAUUUUUCUCAUGGGAUUGAUUUUAUUGACAAUAUCAACGAGCACGAAAAUCCCAGAAAACGUUGGUACACCCUUGUUUUUCUCAGCGCUUUAUAUAACGGCUUUGGGAGAAGGUGGUCAUAAACCAUGUGUCCAAACCUUUGCUGCUGAUCAAUUUGACGAAAAUACCCCCUCCCAAAGAAAAGCGAAGAGCUCGUUUUUUAACUGGUGGUACCUUGGAAUUGUUGUUGGUGCAACAAUUGCUGUACUUGGAGUUGUUUAUGUGGAGGAUAACAUCAGUUGGACUCUGGGAUUUUCAAUUCCUACUAUAGCCGUCGGCUUGGCUUUAACAGUUUUUAUCGUUGGAAGUUCCACUUAUAGAAAGGAGCGGCCCGUAGGAAGCCCCUUUACUAGCAUGGCUCAGGUGGUUGUUGCCGCUACUCGAAAGCGGCACGUGAUUGAGUCGAACAGCGGUCGAGGAUUGUGCUACGAUGAUCACGUUGUUGGUGGACAUGAAUUGACUCGUACUAACCACUUCAGAUGUCUAGACAAAGCAAUGAUUAUCGACGACAAAGAUUCAUGGAUGAAAUCAAGAAAUCCAUGGCGACUUUGCUCGGUAAAUCAAGUGGAAGAAGUAAAGCUUAUACUUGGCUUAAUCCCAAUUUGGAUAUGCACUUUUGCAUACGCGAUAAUAGUUGCACAAGUUCACACCUUCUUCAUCAAGCAAGCUAGCACCAUGAAACGAUCAAUUGGCCCUAAGUUUCAAAUCCCACCUGCGUCUUUACAAGUUAUCCCUGGGAUUACUAUUCUACUUUGUGUUCCUAUCUAUGAUAGACUCUUUGUUCCUAGUAUCAGAAACAUCAACAAUAUCCCCUCAGGGAUAAACACGCUCCAGAGGAUCGGUAUUGGAUUGGGAUUAUCCAUCCUCACCAUCGUGAUAGCAGCUCUAGUAGAGUCCACACGGAUAAGUGCAGCUAGUAAACAUGGAAUCAUCGACGAUCCAGUGGCAAUAGUCCCCAUGAGCGUAGGAUGGUUAGUCCCACAAUUUGUAGUAAUGGGACUUAGUGAUAUGUUUGCAUACGUUGGAAUGCAAGAGCUAUUUUAUGAUCAAAUGCCAGAUGACAUGCGAAGCAUUGGUUCUGCCUUGACUAACGGCGCAAUAGGCGUUGGAGCACUCAUGAGUAGCGCGGUUAUAACUGUUGUUCAAGAGAUGAGCUCGAAGUGGGGAGAUCCAUGGUUGGUUAAUAAUCUCAAUCGCGCUCACCUUGAUCAAUUUUACUGGGUUCUAGCUGGAUUGUGUGCUUUGGAUUUGGUUAUUUAUGUAUUGGCUGCUAAAUGGUUUGUGUGGAAGAAUACUAAAGUAGAUCAAAUUAUGAUAUGUUGAUCGUGCCUAUUAUAGCUACCUAAAAUAUAAGGUUGCCUUAGUUAUAAACUUAUAAUUGCAUUUGUAGAAGGUUUGAGUUGCCACUAAGAAAAUAUCAAUACAAGUUUGUUAUGUGAA